AUGCCGAUGUCGAUGUCGCGGCCGGUACUGGUGCCGGUGCUGGUGCCAGCUGUUCGGACGACAGAGCCUGAGGGCGCCGAGGACAGCGAGGAGAACAGAGACCCGUGGCCGGCGGACGCAGACGAAGAUCCGUCGUUACGGCUGAAGAGGGCUGUGUUUGGCGAGGUGGUGCGGAAGGGGAAGAUUGGAAAGGUCAAGGAGAUGCUGGCCGCCAUGGAGGGCUGCGACCUGGCCGCCGGCAUGCUCCAGAUCGGCACCACUCCGCUGCAUCUGGCGGUCACCGCUGGCUCCAAGGCCGCGGACAUCAUUCAGCUACUGGUCGCCCGUGGCGCUGACAUUGCGGCGAGCCGGCCGAGCGAUGGUGCCACCCCGCUGCACCUCGCCGCCACCGUUAAGGAUCCAAAGCCGCUGCGGACCCUGGUUCGCAUCGCUGUCGACCGCGGCAUCGCCGAGGCGCUGCUCGGCACCCGUGACGCCAACGGCGCCAUGCCACUCGACGUCGCUGUUGCCGCCAAGCGCAAAAAGGUUGUUGCCGAGCUCAAGAGCCACCUGCCGCCACCGCUGGCCAUCGCCCCGCUCGAGAGUGAUGACGCGGUCAGAGAGCUCGCGCUGGCCAUUUUGGCCGGCAAAGACAUGGCCGUUGUCGAUGCCCUUGCGCCGCUCUCCUGGAUCGCUCCUCUGGCCGGUCGCGAGCUCGGCCCCUCGCUCGCCGCCCAACUGGCGAACCGCUGGAAGAGCCGCGAGCCGCCCAUCUCCGACGCAUGGACGCUGCUACAUCUUGCCACCGCGCAGGGAAACGUCCGCACCGUCACACUGCUGCUCGCUCGCGGUGGCGCGGUCGAGCAGCGCGCUGGUAUCGCGGCAGACGCCGUCACCCCGCUGCACGUCGCUGUCGCCGCCUCGCAGCUCGCCGUCGUCAAGGCUCUCAUCGACGCAGGUGCCCGUUUGGAACGCGACGCCGCCGGCCGCACCGCGCUCGAUCUCGCCCACUCGCUCCGCUCCGGCCGCAAGUUUGUCAAGGCGCUUUCCCGCGCCUCGCAAGAGAGCCAAUGCCCGAACCCGGCGCCAGUCUCCGACCCCGCUCCGCCGGCCGACUCGCAUCUGGACGUCGACGGCCGCCCGCUGCCGCAGCAUUGGUCGCGCAAGACUCACGAUGACGGCCGCCCGUUCUAUGUUGACCACGUGGCCAAGGCCACAACCUGGAUCUCGCCGCUCGCGUCGCAAAGCGAGGCGGAAGUCCCACCGCAGCCAGUCCGCAACGACUCGCCUGAGCCCGAUCCGGCCAUUGACUCGUCGUCGCACGCCCCCAGUCCUGCCCGCGUCGACGUCCGCACCAUCAGCACCGCCUCGUCGCCGCUCGCCGAGCAGGAGUCUGUUGUCCGUGUUGACGAGGCCGCCAAAGCUGCCGUGGCCAGCGCAAAGGCCGAACAGCUUGCGCGAUCCAAUGCAGAGCUCGCUGCCGCCAAGGCCGAGCUCCAGGCUCGCGUCGCUGAGCUCGAAGCCCAGGUCGUCGCCGCCAGUGACGCUAGCGCCAAAGCUGCUGCCGCAGCAAAGGCCCGAGAUGCCGCUGAGCGCGACGCUGCAGAUUUGGCCGAUCAGGUCGAAGUCUUGCGCGCCAAGCUCUCGUCUAAGACCUCGCUGCUGAAGCAGCGCGACGCGGUUCACCGCAAAAAGCUCGCCGCGCUCGACAGCAAGCUCGCUGCCGAGCGCAAGACCUGCGCCGACGCCCAGGCUGCCGCCGCCGCUGCCACCGCCCGCGCCGAGAUGGCCGAAGACGACCAGGCCGGCACAGCCGAUCUGCUCGCUGCCGCGAACGCCCGCUGCGCCGAUCUCGAGCGCGAGCUUGCUACCGUCCAGGACUCACUUGCCGCCGCCCGCGUUGACGCCGAAAACGUCGCUGAGGCUCGUGCUGCCGCCCGCGCUGAGCAGGUGGCUGCCGCUAACGACAUAGUCGCCGAGAAGCUCCGCGCCGACUUGGCGGCCGCUACUGCCGCUGCUGCCAGUGACGCCGCUGCUGCUGCCGCCGCCGCCGCCGCCGCCGCAUCCCGCGAGCACGACCUCCAACUCGAGCUUGCCGCCGCCAAGGUCGCCCGCACUGCAGUCGAGGACCGCACCGCCGAGCUUGAGGCCCAGGUUGGCGAGCUUGAGAUUGCGCUUGCCGCCGUCCGUGACAAGCUUGCCCUUGCCGAUGCUGAGCUCAAAGUGGCCGCCAGUGCCCGUGUUGCCCACGCCGAUCACUCCUCGUCGUCAUCCUCCUCGACCCAUCCUGCUUCUCCAUCUCACGCUCCCUCACCCUCGCCAUCGUCGGCGUCGGCAUCGGCAUCGGCGUCGGAGUCGUCUUCGGCCCUCGCCGACAGUGAGCCCGUCGCCGCCAUGCCCUCGACGCGCUCGGUAUCCGAUUCGGACGCGUCAACGGCGGCCUCUUCGGUCGCUCCUGCUGCGACAGCUCCUACUCGUUCAUCACCGUCGCCGGAGCUCGCCAGUCUUCAGGCUCAAGUUACCAGCCUCACAGCGACCAUCGCCAAGCUCGAGGCCCGGGUCGGGACGACCGCAACGGCGCCGGAAGCGCCGGUUGUUGCCGUGGCGACGCCACGCGGUGUCGCCCAGCUCCAGCAGCGGAUCGCGGUGCUUGAAGCUGAAGUCGCCGCCGGCGGCCCAGCGCGCCCGGUCCAUCCGCCUCACUCGCCGGCGGCUGCGGCCUCGCCGCGUUCAAAGUCGCGAGCACUGCGGCGGGUGGUGCCGGCGGCUCAAGCGUCGGCCGAGGCGCCACCAGCUCGCAGAUCGAUCGCAGAGCAGCGGCGGCGCGGGUCCGGCACACGGUCGAUGUCGCUAGCAUCCGGCCAAAUGGAGGCCGACAUAGCGCGGCUAGCGCCACCGCUCCCGGACUGGCGAACUCCGCCGAUGGCGCCCCGGAACGUUGGCGGGCGAUGGAAGACGCCUCGCCGGACCACGCCCGGCACGUUCCAGGCCCGCUCUGCCCGGCGGCGCAAUUUGCGUGGCGACGAUCUGGUGCGGGCGCACACACCGCUACGGAUGGAACAGGCCUACGAGCUCAUGGUCGAGCUCAUCUCGCCGACCAAGGUCGGGAGCGCGCUCCUUGCACGCUCCUCGCCGUCGUCAGCCUCGCCGUCGCGGCGGCGUCCCUCGCCGUCAGUCUCGCCAACCAAGACAACACAGGACCUACCGCCGCCGCCGCUCAACGAACCCGCCGCCAUCAACAUGGACGCCAUCGAUGCCGCCAUCGAGAAGAUCCUCGCCUCGUGA
Messenger RNA from Thecamonas trahens ATCC 50062, 3264 nucleotides. RefSeq names its product MHC_I family protein. Bases 1 to 3264 code for a protein of 1087 amino acids. Gene Ontology annotation, molecular function: protein binding. The transcript has 2 exons. NCBI's taxonomy places the organism in Eukaryota, Apusomonadida, Apusomonadidae. The record is from RefSeq and is a predicted model, not a curated record.